AUGAGGUUUGAAAACAAGGGAAAGUUGAGCCUGAGGUUUAUUGGUCCAUUUGAGGUAUUGGAGAGAGUUGGCGAGGUUGAUUAUAGACUUUCUUUGCCUUCUAGCAUUUCGGGUGUUAAUCUGGUCUUUUAUGAUUCUAUGCUUCGAAAGUAUCAUGAAGAUAGGUCACACGUUUUGGACUUCAUCACAGUGCAAUUUGCUGAGAAUCUGGGUGAGGAAAAGUCGGUGGCCAUUUUGGACAGGCAGGUUCGGAAGCUCAAGUCUAAGGAGAUCGCAUCAGUGAAGAGAUGGUUGGGGUUAGUUUCGGGAAGGUGUGGGAGUGAAUUGGAACACUUAGUUUCAUUGUUGGAAGCUUAA
Molecule: messenger RNA, 357 nt
Organism: Nicotiana tabacum (common tobacco)
Lineage: Eukaryota; Viridiplantae; Streptophyta; Magnoliopsida; Solanales; Solanaceae
Source: RefSeq, a predicted model, not a curated record